Salvia miltiorrhiza (redroot sage) is the source of this 2416-nucleotide messenger RNA. RefSeq lists its product as uncharacterized. Bases 213 to 1292 code for a protein of 359 amino acids. The record is from RefSeq and is a predicted model, not a curated record. The transcript has 11 exons. Gene Ontology annotation, cellular component: endoplasmic reticulum; COPII-coated ER to Golgi transport vesicle. Lineage: Eukaryota; Viridiplantae; Streptophyta; Magnoliopsida; Lamiales; Lamiaceae.
AUUAUGUUGAAGACAUUUGGACUAAGGUUUUUCGUCGGUCCUCCUAUCUUGACCCGCAACAUAUAUUUGUCAAUCUCCGUUUCAUAUUUUUUUGCUCAUUGCAGGCGCAAAUUUCUCAGUUUCCUCGAAUUUCUCAAGAUAGGGGAUUCAAUCAUUGCUUGAUUCUGGAGGGAUAUUAGGGUUGAUAAGAUAUUGAGGAAAGACAAAAAAAGAUGGGUAAUUUCAAGCAGGCGCUAAGAAACAUCGAUGCGUUCCCGAGAGCUGAAGACCAUCUGCUGCAAAAGACAAAAUCCGGGGCCUUUGUCUCUAUUGUUGGGCUGGUAAUCAUGGCAACUUUGUUCGUGCAUGAAUUGACUUAUUAUCUCUCAACAUAUACCGUACACCAGAUGUCAGUAGACUUAAAACGUGGAGAAACACUUCCGAUCCAUAUAAAUAUGACAUUCCCAUCUUUGCCAUGCGAUGUGCUUAGUGUAGAUGCAAUCGAUAUGUCAGGGAAGCAUGAAGUUGAUCUUGACACAAAUAUAUGGAAGCUUCGCUUGAAUCAUGAUGGCGUGAUUAUUGGCACAGAGUAUUUAAACGACCUUGUUGAGAAGGGGCAUGUUGCUCAUGGCCAUGAUGACCACAAGGAUCACCAUGAGGAGUCUGACCAUAAAGUCAAACUCCACAAUCUUGAUGAAGAAGCUGAAGAUAUGAUUAAGAAGGUGAAGCAUGCAUUGGCUAAUGCGGAAGGUUGCCGGGUGUACGGUGUUCUAGAUGUGCAACGAGUUGCUGGGAACUUCCAUAUCUCAGUCCAUGGAUUGAACAUUUUUGUUGCACAGAUGAUUUUUGAAGGUUCUUCUCAUGUCAAUGUGAGUCAUAUAAUUCAUGACUUGUCCUUUGGGCCCAAAUAUCCUGGUAUAGAGAAUCCACUUGAUGGCACGUCCAGAAUUUUGCGUGGAGCAAGCGGAACAUUCAAGUAUUACAUAAAGAUUGUCCCGACUGAAUACAAGUAUAUUUCAAAGGAAGUCUUACCCACAAAUCAAUUCUCUGUCACCGAGUACUUUUCUCCAAUUAAUGAGCAUGAUAGGGCAUGGCCUGCCGUUUACUUCCUAUAUGACUUGUCACCAAUUACGGUGACCAUUAGGGAAGAACGACGUAGUUUUCUCCACUUCAUUACACGUCUUUGUGCAGUACUGGGUGGUACAUUUGCCUUAACAGGUCGGUUCCACUUGUUUCCCCUGGUUGUUUUCUUUAGCAGUGCAUGUACAUGUAUGUCUAGUAACUUAAUUUGGUGGUUAUGUGAUUGUAUGUAAAUUGUGGCAUUACUUUAAUUUUUUUGAGACUGCAUCUCUAUUUCAUGCUAGUACUCUUGGAAUCAAUGUUAAUUACUUGCUGUAGUCUAAAAAAGGACUUCUGAUUUUGAAGUAAACUCAUUUCCUGGGUUAAAUAAGAUAUUUAUCUGAAUAAAAUGUUGACUCCAUCCCAGCCGACUUGGCCUAUUUCUUUUCGGCGUGAUUAUUUAGGAGAGUGAGAUUGUAGUGUAAAUGUGUGUGGACCCAUAUUUAAUGUAAUGUAAAGUGAUUACUCAAAAAGAAAACAUGCCAAGUCAAGUGGGACAGCCCGAAAAAGAAUACUGGCCAAGUCAAAUGGGAUGGAGGGAGGAGUAGUAUUUAUCAAUUAUCAGAUAGCUGUCAUAGUAUUUGAGUUGAAAUUUGUCUAGAUGUUAUUUUGGUGACCUGCUGUAAUUUUAGAAUUGGAAAUUACCUUUGAAAUAACCGUUUUCAGGGGUGGGGCCAAAUAAGAGUAAGGGGGGCUUAAGCCCCACCAAUUAUUUUUUACUUUUUCAUUCUUAUAAGAUCGUCAAAUCAUCUGCAAAUUUGUGCGGGUUGUUGUGGAAAAGCUCGCACCUCCAAAUUGAAUAGCAGGAAAAUUUGCUUAUCGAAAUCUUGAACUCGAAAGUUAGAAAAUUCAGCCCCCACCAAAGAUUUUUCCUUCCUACAGCCUGGCUGUUUUGGUAGCAAAUUAGGAUACAAUUUACUUUCCAUUGGAAUGUGUAAGUUUAGAGCUGAUGUUGCAGGAAUGCUAGAUCGAUGGAUGUACAGGGUGGUCGAAGCUUUGACAAAACCAAAUUCUAGAAGUAUUGUACGAUGAUUUCAAGUUGACAACUACAUAUGCGCAAGGGCUUUCAUAAUGCAGCCGGUAUGCUUCUCAAUGAUCAGCACAUAUAUCGAGAGUUCCUAAUUCACUAAUUUACACACCAUGGUGUCUCAGCUGCUCCCUCUUUGCCUAAAAGUUUUGAUAUUGUUGUUGUAUCUCUCCUGGAAAUGUUUCUAGUUUAUUUAUGCUUUUAUCUUGCAAAUAUUUAGUGUUGAAGAAGCUAAAUUGUAGUUUUUGACAUUUCCUUUUUAAAGAAAAAUCAUUUGUGGUUAGGGUAAAA